Molecule: messenger RNA, 2200 nt
Organism: Musca domestica (house fly)
Lineage: Eukaryota; Metazoa; Arthropoda; Insecta; Diptera; Muscidae
Gene: Ufsp2
Product: probable Ufm1-specific protease 2
Exons: 3
Coding region: 122-1990 (622 amino acids)
Source: RefSeq, a predicted model, not a curated record
CGUCAUUUAAUCGAUUGGUCGAAAAACGGCCUACAUAUCCCCCGUCAACAGUAGGAAACAACGGUGAAUUUGCCAACGCAUUAAGUUUUUUCCCGAGAAAUUCAUCGCUGAAACAUUCGAAAUGUUACCUAAAUUAAAAAUUUCCUCACUGCUCUUGAAGCGUUUGGAACAGGUAAAACAACAAUGCAGUGGCUGCCUAUUUGGUGUUUUCUACGGUGAAGGGACACUCCUGUUGCUGGGAUUCAAUGUCGAAUCCACAAUUGGACAGUUGAAUUAUGAACAAAUCCAACAUAAAUUCCCAGCCGAGGUGGAUUUGUGUGGUCUGGUCAAGUUUGGGGAUUGUUCGGAUGCCGAAGCGCAUUUGAGUGAAAUAUUCAAAGAUGUUGACAUCACCGAUAAUCCCAUAUUGUUGCAUUGUGAAUUGGGUACGUUGGUGGGUUUGAGGGCCUCAUUUUUAAUGCAUGGCAAAUUGGAGGAGGUGCCCUAUGAGGUAAUGGAUGAGGAACAGCUGUAUGGAGAUUUUUGUUUUACCCGUCUGAAGUUUUCCUGGACAAUUUAUACAGAAGAUAAUGCUCUGGCCGUGCGCAAGGAAAUGCAUGCCUUAAGAAAGACAAUAUCAGGUGGCAGUUUGGCUUUCAAUGUGGAACCCACAAAGGUUUUCAUUACAAGUGGUGGCGUACAAGGCGUGGCCUAUUCGGGACACAAAUCAAAAGCCAUAAAUAAUGAUUCCAUGAUAACAGAUGUUAUGGCAGCCGUCCAGGCAGCGGUGCACUUUAAUCAAGAGGACAAAGAGAAUGCAGGAGAAAAUAGGAAAAGCAAAAAAUCGAUGGCAACGGACAUCAAAUUGUCCAAUGUCUAUGGCGCAGUGGGCUGUGACUUUGAUGUCCUUGGUAUUGAGGUGUUGCGUUCCAAAACAAGGGAAUUUAAUGAUACGGAUAACAUUACCAAUACACUGCCAGCCAUGAGCAUGUGCCUAAAGCCGGGUGAGAAAAAAUACGCCAUACCAGUUGAAUUGGAACCCAUGGCCAUUUUGAAUAAAUCCACCAAGUUAUCGCGUUUAUAUGAUAUCCUCAUUGAAAGCAUAUGUAGGGCUUUGCGUCUGUGCGAGCAGAGUAUAACUGAAAAUUUGGAAGAGAAUGAAAGAAAAAUCCUCAAGGUACCCAAGACCUAUAAUUUCUUCCCGCGAGAAUUUGGUCAUUUUAUUUCCUGCUGCUAUUUGGAGGGCGUAUCCGACGAUGAGGCUAGCAUGCAAAACAAACGUAAACGUCUACAUCGUCAUUUUGGUUUGAGUGUUAUGCGACCAUAUUUCCGCCGCUCAAAUGUUUGUAUGUUCCGUAAUGAGAUCGGUGCAGGUGAGCCAUUGCUGAAUACCCAUUUGGGUUUGAAAGCAAGCGGUGUGUCGGAGGGUAAGCUGUACUUGGUCCAGGGCAAUUAUCAUUAUUAUCAUUAUCUGCAACAACAAAUGCAAGACAAAGGCUGGGGUUGUGCCUAUCGUUCGCUGCAAUCGAUAUGUUCAUGGUUUCUGCUACAAGGCUAUACUGAACGCCCGGUGCCCACCCACCUGGAAAUUCAACAAUAUUUGGUAAAGAUUGGCGAUAAACCACAAAAUUUCAAAGGAUCUUCUCAGUGGAUUGGUUCCACUGAGGUCAGCAUGUGCCUGCAGGGUUUCCUUAAUGUGGAUUCAAAAAUUCUACAUGUUAGCUCUGGAGCUGAACUGUCCACAUUGGCCUCGGAUCUGGCCAUGCAUUUCCAGACCCAAGGCACCCCCAUUAUGAUUGGUGGUGGUGUGCUGGCCCACACUAUUAUUGGCAUUGAUUAUAACGUCCAGACGGGUCAAAUUAAAUUCCUCAUCUUAGAUCCUCACUAUACGGGAGAUGAUGAUUUGCAGACCAUACAAUCCAAGGGUUGGUGUGGCUGGAAGGGUAUGGAUUUCUGGGAUAAAAAGAGCUAUUAUAAUUUAUGCCUACCCCAAAGGCCAAUAAUGUAUUAGACGCAGAGCGCAGACCGAGAAGUCGAUUAUUUUAUUGUUAUUUAUUUUUGACUAUAUUCUGUUGUUGUGGAGAUUUUGGGGAUUUUGUUUUUAAGGAAACAAUGGAUUGAUUUUUGUUUUUUCUUGUCCCGCAUAGACAUCAACCCGUUUUUUAGGGAGAAGACCAAACGAUCAUCCUUCUUUUUAUAAUUUUAUAUGCACAUUUUUUUU